Messenger RNA from Mytilus trossulus (common blue mussel), 3617 nucleotides. Its product is annotated as sushi domain-containing protein 2-like. The transcript has 18 exons. Bases 68 to 3328 code for a protein of 1086 amino acids. The record is from RefSeq and is a predicted model, not a curated record. Gene Ontology annotation, biological process: cell-matrix adhesion. Lineage: Eukaryota; Metazoa; Mollusca; Bivalvia; Mytilida; Mytilidae.
AAAUAGAUAGCACUAUCUAAUUCUUUUAUCACCACGAUGACAACGAGGUCUAGUGUUUGACCGGAAAAUGGCCAUGGAAAUACAAAUUUAUUUGACUAGGAUUGUUUUUGUAUUUGUUUUCUUCUUAUCAAUUUCAAAAGGCGAUGAAGAAAUAUUUCCACAAACUGGCCAGCCUGUGACUAGAAAUGAAGACAAUACAAAUCACGAGGUCACACUGCCGUCUAACGUCAACAUUCCGUUCAUGGGGACUAUCUACACAAAACUCUAUGUAUCUAAAGAUGGUCUUGUUGGAUUUGUACCAGGGACUUUGCACCAAACAGAAAUAUUCACUGAAACUUUAACCCAGGCAGACCCAGCUUUUGUUGCACCAUAUUAUUUUCCUGCACAAGACAUUGGUUCAAAAAUAAAUGGGAUGCCGUACACUGGUCAGGUUUUAUACAGAGAAGGAUCUGAUAUACCUGCAGGGGAGUUAUCAAACUACUCCUCUAUCAUCCAGGAAUCUAUGGUGGGGUUAAAAAACCAGUUCGAGGCUUCCUAUGCCUUGGUAGUCACGUGGAAGGAAGUCAUUUCUAAAACCGCCGUUCUGAACAGUUGUAAUCCUUGCAAGAAUAAUACAUUCCAAUUGGCAAUGUUGACCGAUGGUACUUCCAGUUUUGCUAUAUUCAAUUAUGUGAAGAUGGAUAUAACAACAGACAAAUUUACACAGUCCGGUUUUAACGCUGGUGAAGGAAGGGGAUACACAACCGCAUUAAACGCUGAGCAAUUGAAAUACACCUUGAGUUAUCAAGGAAGUGAUACAAAGGGGAGGUAUAUCUACAGAAUAGAUGGAGAACAAAUACAACAUGGGGGAUGCUCUAACGUUAAACGUGAUGGUGUCCUAAACAUUUAUCCAACAUUUGCCGGGAUGCUUGGUGGUAAAAUGCUGGAUGUAUCUGGUCCAUGUAUGCAAUUCAACGAUCUCACCACACAUGUUAAGUGUAGAUUUGGAGGGGACAACGGUUUGGUCACAUAUGGUUAUAAGAUUAAUUCUAUGAAAGCUCGAUGUUCUGUCCCGAGGAUGUCUGUCCGUGGAUGGGUAUCUGUAGAAAUGUCAAUCAACAACAGACAAUAUUCACAUAAAACUCAAAUAUUGAUAGUUCAUCCUGGGAGAGUAUCAAAGGGUGAGAAAUUACAUUUACCAUACAUGGGAAAGGGACAGGGAUGGAACGAGACUGCCACAACACAGCUGUCAUUGCAUUGGAACAGUACUUUGCUGACAGAUAAUGAAUAUGCAAAUGUCAAUAUUUCUUUGAUGGGUUAUAAAGAAGAUAGCAACGGGAUAACCUGGGCAAAUCUGAGAAGUAUGGGAACUGUUCGUGCAUCAGCCGGGCAGUUUACAAUUCAAACCAAUGACAUAAAUUGUAUAGGUUCUGUUUGUGAUGAGUAUGAAAUUGGAAUUGUUAUGAUGGAAUUACAAGAUAUAAAACAGGCAAAAUUCUACAGAUUCAUAGUCAGUAAAACUAUAACCCUUGGCUUUUUUGUAAACAACGCCAUGGUAAUGAAUCUGGGAGAGAAUUGGCCGAGCCAAAAAUGUAAGACUUGGUAUGAUCAGGACAGACAAGAUAUGAGUUGGCUGAACAACGUUGUGAGAUGUCCAUGCACACUGGUACAAGCACUUAGUGAUGUAGGAAACUUUCAUGCUGAUUUCGGAUGUUACCUUUAUGAUAAUAGAACCACUAAAUGUAGAUUUCACGAGGGAUCUGUCCAUUGUGUCCGAUCUGUUCACCCUUCACAAACCGGUGCUGGAAACCAGUGUUGUUAUGAUGCUGGCGGCAAUCUCAGAUAUUCAUCUGAUAGCUUUCAAGGCAGUACGCCAGAUAGAAGCCAUGCUGCCGGUGCUUAUCCUUAUGGUAAAACCGGACUUGUUCCCGACAUGUCCCACUGGGUUAAAGAUGUUGUAACGUUCUAUCAAUGUUGUUUGUGGAAUGAUUAUAGGAAAUGUGAUUAUUACAUGGACCAGCGGUCAACCCGUGACUGUAAAGGAUAUAAUCCACCAACACCGGCGAUGCUGUUCGGUCAAGGUCAUAUUGAAACAUUUGAUGGGAUGCACCAACGUAUGUGUGGUCAUGGUGAUUUCCUAUUAUUAAAGACUACGUUACCGGAUACUAGUGUUGUCACAGUUCAAGGUCGAUUUUAUGAAAAUGUUUUCCCAAAAAUUGUUGGUGAAACGGGAAAUACGUCUGUCAUGUUAACCAAUGUAGGAAUUCGUGUUGUUCUUGGUGGAUCUACUGAGACUGUAGAAAUAAGACUAAAAUUGCCAACUGCAGAUAGGAGUGCACGUAAAAUUGACGUCCUGGUUAAUCAGCAAUAUCAUUUCUUCGAUAAUAAACAAUCAUACUGGCAAGACUUUAAAUCUUUUAUCGUGGCGAAUACAGAUGAGACAGGUAUGGAAUCAAACUUCACUGUUAUUCUACAGGAUGGACUUGCAAUACAAGUAGCUGAUUGUGACCGGACAUUAUGUGUUGUAAUUAUAGCACCUCCAUCACUUCAGGGGAAAGUACAAGGUCUUCUAGGAAACUUUAAUGGAAAUGCCACAGAUGACCUUCUUAAUGUCAACUAUACCGUUGCUGCACAGAUUGAUAAUCACUCAUUUGAUGAUUUAACGCUUUAUCAGCUGUUCAAAUAUCCAUGGGCAGCACAAAGAGACGAAAGUGUUUUACCAAUGUACGUCGAUCCAAGUUAUAAUCCACCAAUUUGUUCAAUAGAACAACCGAAGAGACAAGCGCUACAAGAUUGUCACAACAAUAAGCCUUGUAUGUUUGACUAUAAAGCUACUGGUGACAAGGAUAUAGCAAUGAAAACUAAACUAAUGUCAAUGAGAAUCCAUGAGCUACGACGUUUCUUAGCUCCAGUUAGGACUUGUGGACUACUAAAUAUUCCUAAAAGUAUAAAGAGCAACACGAAUUACUCACUCGGACAGACCGUUACAAUAGAGAGUUGUAGAGAGGGACAUUUACAGGGCGACGACAAAACGUACAGAUGUUCACAGACCGGCAAAAAUACUCAGACAUGGUCUCCCUCGGUUAAUGCCAAAUGUUCAGAAACAGUUGACGAAGCCGAUACCGGUAUGAUAAUUGGAAUAGUUGUUGCUGUUGUUAUUGCUGUUGUUGUUUUUGUAGUUAUUGUUGUUUUAUUUAAAACAUUUCGUAGGUCUAGAAGUUAUGAUACUGGUAAAGGACAAUACAGAUCGCCUUCUAACCCUGUAACAGACAAAAACGUGGAAUAUAGUGCGAGUUACAGUCGAUCACAUAAACCAACUAGAGUACCCACUGAUGAGGGGGAAAAGUAAAGAGCUAGACAGGAAUACAGUUUAUAAACAUUGAACUCAUCAUCAUGCUAAUGGUGUGCUAUAAUUGUUUAAAGUUUAUUGAAUGGAUACUAAAAUUUAGAGAUAUAUGGCAGAGGAAUGUCUUUAAAUGUAAGCGUGUCUGAGAGUUGAUGGAAAUUGUUAGUUGUCAGAAUUGAGGUGAAACAUGUUGUAUUAUUCUCAAGCAAAAAAUGUGUCUGCUUGUGUACAAUAGGUCUUCAUGUGAAGAACUAAAUAUCUAAUGAUACUGUGAAAUGUAUUGAAACAGAAU